Messenger RNA from Rangifer tarandus platyrhynchus (Svalbard reindeer), 1209 nucleotides. Lineage: Eukaryota; Metazoa; Chordata; Mammalia; Artiodactyla; Cervidae. The record is from the annotation of a GenBank genome assembly.
AUGCACCCGAGGGGAAGUCGAACGCCCAGUGAAAACCCUUGGAGAUCUAGAGCGCGGGCUGGCACCGGACUGGGGCCUGCCGAGCGCAGUGGCCGUGGCGGCCAGGAGGGGGAGCCGGAGUCCGCGAGCCAGCCGCCGGCCGGGGGCGGAGCGCGCGCGGCGCCGAGCGGACGCGCCCCCGCGCUUAGGUGCAGCCGGGCGCGCGGCGAAGCGGGGAGGCCAGCGCGGCGGCAGAGGCGGCGGCGGCGACAGAGCGCGCGCCUGCCAGCCAAGCUCAUCAAUGGCGGCAUCGCCGGCCUGAUCGGGGUCACCUGUGUGUUCCCCAUUGACCUGGCCAAGACGAGGCUACAGAACCAGCAGAAUGGCCAGCGCAUGUACACCAGCAUGUCCGACUGCCUCAUCAAGACCAUCCGCUCAGAGGGCUACUUUGGGAUGUACCGUGGAGCCGCCGUGAACCUGACCCUCGUCACCCCCGAGAAGGCCAUCAAGCUGGCAGCCAAUGACUUCUUCCGAUACCAGCUCUCCAAGGACGGGCAGAAGUUGACCCUGUUUAAGGAGAUGCUGGCGGGCUGUGGGGCGGGCACCUGCCAGGUGAUCGUGACCACCCCCAUGGAGAUGCUGAAGAUCCAGCUCCAGGACGCGGGCCGCCUCGCUGCCCAAAGGAAGAUCCUGUCUGCCCAGGCCCAGCUCUCGGGCCAGGGGAGUGCCCAGCCCUCGGUGGAGGCUCCAGCCACGCCCCGCCCCACAGCCACGCAGCUGACCCGGGACCUGCUGCGGAGCCGCGGCAUUGCUGGCCUCUACAAGGGCCUGGGGGCCACGCUGCUCAGGGACGUCCCCUUCUCCAUCGUCUACUUCCCCCUCUUCGCCAACCUGAAUGAGCUGGGCCGGCCAGCAUCCGGGGAGAAGUCGCCUUUCUACGUGUCCUUCCUGGCCGGCUGCGUGGCUGGGAGUGCGGCCGCCGUGGCCGUCAACCCCUGUGAUGUGGUGAAGACCCGGCUCCAGUCGCUGCAGCGUGGCAUCAACGAGGACACCUACUCAGGAUUCCUGGACUGUGCCAGGAAGAUCCUGCGGAACGAGGGCCCCUCCGCCUUCCUGAAGGGCGCUUACUGCCGCGCCCUGGUCAUUGCCCCGCUGUUCGGCAUCGCUCAAGUGGUCUACUUCCUGGGCAUCGCUGAGACCCUGCUGGGGCUGCCACGCAUCCAGCCCUGA